This is a messenger RNA of Schistosoma turkestanicum, 450 nucleotides long. NCBI's taxonomy places the organism in Eukaryota, Metazoa, Platyhelminthes, Trematoda, Strigeidida, Schistosomatidae. The record is from the annotation of a GenBank genome assembly.
AUGGAUCGUCAGCUGACAGAACAAGAAUUACGCACUAUGUUUGAUCACAUGGAUAAGAAUCAUAAUGGAUAUGUGACCGCAAAAGAACUAAAAAGUUAUUUGAAAGCACACGAUGCGAAAGUCACCAAUAAAGAAGUCAAAGAGUUCAUUCGUAAGCUUGAUGAAAGUGGAGACGGUCAAAUAAGUUUGCAUGAAUUUAUGAAAGGGCUAAUUGCUGACAUAAAAGAUUUAUUUGGAAAACUUGACAAGAAUCAUAAUGGUCUUGUAUCACAGAAAGAACUCAAGGCUUAUUUGAGAGAAAAUUCUGUCAAAUAUAAUGGUAAGGAAGUGAAGGAUUUUGUUGCGAAAAUCGACGACAACUCGGAUGGUCAAAUUAGUUUAGAAGAAUUGACCAAAGCUUUGACAGGAAAUUUCGAUCCCACUAAAGUAUGUCACCUAAAGCCACGAUAA